GAGAAAACCCUAAGAAAAACCCUGCCAGAUAAUUUUCAGUUUCUCGACGAACUUAACAACUGUUUCUCUGUGAUCGGAAAACAUGGUAGCUGGUCUAAGAGAGUUCGCACUUAGAACCGGUGAUGGCUCCGGAAAGCCUGUACUUGACGAAUCUAACGGCGAAGAACUUAUGCACGUUCAGCCUUCCGUCGCCGUCGCUCUUGGAAACCGUCCCGUUGAGUCUCCCGGCACUCUCUACAUCACUUCCAGGAAGUUGAUUUGGCUGAGCGAUGUAGACAUGGCUAAAGGUUAUGCUGUUGAUUUCUUAUCGAUAUCGCUUCACGCUGUUUCUAGAGAUCCUGAGGCUUACUCAUCUCCUUGUAUGUAUACUCAGAUUGAAGUUGAAGAAGAUGAAGAUGAUGACUCUGAUACAGAAGUCACUGAAGUUUUGGACUUGUCAAAGAUCAGAGAGAUGAGGCUUGUUCCUUCUGACUCUACCCAGUUGGAGACGCUGUUUGAUGUAUUCUGCGAGUGUGCCGAGCUGAAUCCUGAACCUGUUGAAGAAGAAGAGGAAGAAAGCGGACAUAAUUGGGUGUUCAGUGCUGAUCAGAUGGAUGUUCGUGGAGGAGCAGAUGAAGAUGCAGAAUGGCAAAUAUCUCAGAGUCCAACAAAUGUAAUUGGUCAUUCCAAUGGAGAUGAAGGUCUUGCUCAGCCUAUGCUUGAGCUCCAAAUCAAUGAUCAGAGGUUUGAGGAUGCUGAAGAGAUGUCUCAUGACAGUGAGAGCAAGGAUCACUAGACUGUUCACAUAUGUAUUCGGAAACAUAAUUGUGUCUUAUUUUAAUGAUGACAGAGUUGUAUUAUGUUAACGAUAAAUUUAUCAUGUUUUUUAAUGGGUCUUCUGUAAUUAUAAAAUUGUCUAGUAAACA
Molecule: messenger RNA, 905 nt
Organism: Capsella rubella
Lineage: Eukaryota; Viridiplantae; Streptophyta; Magnoliopsida; Brassicales; Brassicaceae
Product: chloride conductance regulatory protein ICln
Exons: 7
Coding region: 83-775 (230 amino acids)
Biological process (GO): spliceosomal snRNP assembly; cell volume homeostasis; chloride transport
Cellular component (GO): plasma membrane; pICln-Sm protein complex; spliceosomal complex
Source: RefSeq, a predicted model, not a curated record